This is a messenger RNA of Dioscorea cayenensis subsp. rotundata (Guinea yam), 1626 nucleotides long. RefSeq names its product IAA-amino acid hydrolase ILR1-like 3. Gene Ontology annotation, cellular component: endoplasmic reticulum. The record is from RefSeq and is a predicted model, not a curated record. The coding region runs from base 80 to 1408 and encodes 442 amino acids. The transcript has 5 exons. Gene Ontology annotation, biological process: auxin metabolic process. Gene Ontology annotation, molecular function: IAA-Ala conjugate hydrolase activity. NCBI's taxonomy places the organism in Eukaryota, Viridiplantae, Streptophyta, Magnoliopsida, Dioscoreales, Dioscoreaceae.
CACAACGUGGACUGCAAGCACAACAGAGAUUCCAAAAGUAGCGGCAUUUUGGCACAGCUCACGCUUCUCACACUCUCCAAUGGCUUCUCCUCCUCUUCAUCCUCCCCAUCUCCGCCUCUACUCCUGUCUUCUCCUCAUCCUCUCUACCGUCUUCUUCUCCUUCUCCCUUCUCUCCCUUGCAUCCGAUCACCCUGAACCCCAAUACUCUUUCCAGGAGCUUCUCCAAGCCGCCCGGAACCCAGACUUCUUCGAUUGGUUGAUCUCCAUACGCCGGCGCAUCCAUCAGAACCCUGAGCUCGCCUUCGAGGAGUUUGAGACCAGUGCCCUUGUCCGUACCCAGCUCGAUGAGUUUGGGAUCGAGUACUUGUGGCCUGUGGCCAAGACCGGCGUUGUCGGCACCGUUGGCUCCGGCUCCGGCCCUCGUUUCGCUAUCCGUGCUGACAUGGAUGCUCUUCCUUUGCAGGAGCUGGUAGAUUGGGAAUACAAAAGCAAGAAAAAAGGAAAAAUGCAUGCAUGUGGGCAUGAUGUGCAUACAGCUAUGCUUCUUGGAGCAGCUAAGUUGCUUCAGCAAAGGAAGGAUAAAUUGAAGGGUACUGUGAAGCUUGUUUUCCAACCAGCAGAGGAGGGUCAUGCCGGUGCUUACUUUAUGCUCCAAAAAGGUGUUCUGGAUGAUGUACAAGCAAUUUUUGGCAUGCACAUCGAGCCUUAUCUGCCAACAGGCACCAUUGCUUGUAGGCCUGGCCCUGUUCUUGCAGCAUCAGCUCGUUUUGUAGCAGUAAUCACUGGAGUAGGGGGGCAUGCAGCAUCACCACAUGAAGCUGCAGAUCCUGUUCUUGCAGCUUCUUUUACAAUCCUUAGUCUUCAGCAGAUUGUUUCUCGAGAAUCAGAUCCCCUUGAUGCGAGAGUAGUAUCAGUUAGCUUCAUUAAGGCUGGCGAUGCACACAAUGUUAUCCCAGAAUCUGUGACUUUUGGAGGCACUUUCAGGAGUCUGACGACUGAAGGCAUUGUUUAUCUGACUAAAAGGAUCAAAGAGAUAAUUGAGAUCCAAUCUGCAGUACAUCGUUGCACUGCAUCAGUGGACUUCAUGGAGAAGAAACUAAUACCUUAUCCCCCGACUGUUAAUGAUCAACAAAUGUACACUCAUGUCAAGAUGGUCGGGGAGAGCCUUGUCGGCAAAGACAAAUUUCAGGCGAGCAUUCCAGCAAUGGGUGCAGAGGACUUUGGCUUCUAUUCACAGAGGAUGCCUAGUGCUGUCAUCCAGCUCGGCACCCAAAAUGAAACUCUUGCCCCAACUCACAUGUUGCACUCUCCCAACCUUUUUGUUGAUGAGCAGGCUCUUCCUGUUGGAGCUGCUAUGUACGCUGCUGUCGCAAUGUCGUAUUUGGAACGCCAUUCCACGGAGUUGUAGCGCUUGAAGAGAAAGGCUUUUCCACAUCAUGAUUUCACCUAUCAUUCGGUGUUCCUGAUAUCAUGUGAGUGAUUCUUGCUUUCUGGUGUUGAUUAAACAUAUGAAUUAGCUCACAUGGAUGUUAAACAUUGCUUUCCUUAAUGAUAUAAUUUGAUUAUGUAUUUGAUCUCUAUCUACAUAUGAAGUUAUUCAUGUUUAAUUGGGGUUAGUUCUAAUUA